Molecule: messenger RNA, 1196 nt
Organism: Phyllostomus hastatus (greater spear-nosed bat)
Lineage: Eukaryota; Metazoa; Chordata; Mammalia; Chiroptera; Phyllostomidae
Product: GTPase IMAP family member 7-like
Exons: 2
Coding region: 122-1009 (295 amino acids)
Molecular function (GO): GTP binding
Source: RefSeq, a predicted model, not a curated record
CCUCACAGUUAAAGCACAAGCAGCAGCUGAAAGAGCUUCGUUGGAGAAAACCCAGGAACUCCUCAGCGGGUUGAAGGGAAGGGUCUUGCGGGAACCUGCACCCAGAGCCUCUUGAACCAGCAUGGCCGGCCUUCAGGACAACACUCUGCGGAUCGUUCUGGUGGGAAGAACUGGAAAUGGAAAAAGUGCUACAGCAAACACCAUCCUGGGGAAAAGAGUAUUUGAUUCUAAAGUGGCUGGCAGUGCUGUUACCAAGAGCUGUCAGACAGCAUCGAGGGCCUGGAAGGGGAGGAACCUUGUGGUGGUGGACACCCCAGGGCUCUUUGACACCAAGAAGACACUGCACUUCACCUGUCAGGAAAUUGCCAAGUGUGUCCUCCACUCCAGCCCCGGGCCUCACGCCAUCAUCCUGGUCUUACAGCUGGGCCACGUCACAGAGGAAGAGUACAGCACGAUGGAAUUGGUCAAGGCCAUCUUUGGGAAGCGCACCACUAAGCACAUGAUGAUCUUGUUCACUUGCAAAGAUCUACUGGACAAAGGUCAGGAGGUGAGUAGCUUUGUAAGAGGUGCAGAUGAACGCUUCAAAACCAUUAUCAGGGAGAGUGGGAAUCGCUACUGUGCCUUCGACAACAGAAGUGAAGACGAGGCUGAGAAGGAAGCUCAACUGCAGGAGCUGGUAGAGCUGAUCGAGGCAAUCGUGCAGGAGAAUGGAGGGACUCACUUUUCGGAUCCCAUCUAUGAGUACACAGCGGAAAAGGUAAAACGUCUGGAAGAGGCCGUGGAGAAAAUUCAUGCUGAGCAAUCAGAAAAACAAAAACAGAUAAAAGAGCUAUAUGCCCGGGGAGAAAUAAAGGAGAAAGAAAUGAAUGAACAAAUGAUAUCCCUAAAGGAAAAAUGUGAUAAACAAAGUAAAACUACAAAGGAAGAAGGUGAAAAAAAUAUAAUUGCAGUGAUUUUUAAUUGGAUUAGGAAUUUGCUUGCACCCUUGUGGUCUGAGCUUUGGAAAUAAUGCAUUUUUUCUUCUUAAUUAUGUAUGAUUUGUCAAUGUGCCAGAAUAUAUAUUCCAGACUUCGCUGUAGUGAUUUCUUCUAUCCCACCAGUUUUUCUUGACAUCUCAACUGUUGCUCCUUCUGCUGAGUUAUGGGGACUGUGUUGCAUGCCUUGAAAUUCUAUGGACUCUGUAACUACUUUGGUAA